GGUACGUUCACUACGAAAACGUUAAAGCUCAAGGAAGGUGUUAAAAUAAGAGAAAUGUCGGCUAAGAACAGGAAGGAGAAAAAAGACCAGGCUGAAACAUUCUCGAAAAAAGUGGAACGUUUUACUAAAACAGAGAUCGAGUGUCUGAUCAAGCGCUUCAACGCUCUUCUGGCCAAGCAGGUCAGCCCAUCUGGAGCAGCACAUGGUCUGGAUAGAGAGACCUUCAGAGGAAUAAUGCAGACCACCUUUGGGAUAAACAAACCCCUAAUGUUGGACGGAGUUUUCAGGAACUUUGAUGAAGAUCGUGAUGGGAUCGUUAGUGUGGAGGAAUGGAUCAGAGGGCUGUCUGUUCUUCUUCGUGGGACGCUCGAUGAGAAAAUAAAAUACUGUUAUGAAGUGUAUGACCUGGAUGGUGACAAAUUCAUCACCAAAGAAGAGAUUUUUAAUAUGCUGGAUGGGUGCUUCAUCAAGCGGCCCAAUGAGAAGGAUCCGAAAGAAAGGGUUAGAGAUUUGGUUGAGACCUCAAUGAAGAUGAUGGACCACGAUUGUGAUGGCAAGCUGUCAUAUAAGGACUUUCAAAAAUCAGUGCGUAAGGAGAAACUCCUCCUAGAGGCAUUUGGAAAAUGCCUCCCUGAUCCCAUGAGUAUUGAGAAGUUUGAGCGGCUUGUAUUUCAAGAACAACAGGGUCAAUGAAACUACCCACAUUCGUGUACACUUUCAACUCUGUUUUUAUUUUAUUAUGAUCUAAUGUACUUUGACUUACAAUGU
This is a messenger RNA of Cyprinodon variegatus (sheepshead minnow), 768 nucleotides long. It is a transcript of the gene efcab1, whose product is annotated as EF-hand calcium binding domain 1. Gene Ontology annotation, molecular function: calcium ion binding. Lineage: Eukaryota; Metazoa; Chordata; Actinopteri; Cyprinodontiformes; Cyprinodontidae. The record is from RefSeq and is a predicted model, not a curated record. The transcript has 6 exons. The coding region runs from base 55 to 693 and encodes 212 amino acids.